UGAUUAGCUCUGGCUGUUGUGCUGAGAUUAUGCAAAAAUGGCAGGCCACAAGGGAGAACAUCGUGACGAAUACGAUUCAGUACAUUAAGAGCCUUGAGAAAGAGAUUGAGAGAUUGGAGAGCCUGAAGAAUUCGCCUUCGCCUCCGCCGCAAUCACCAUGCCCAGCGAGACCCGCGUUAACUCAUUACGCCAAUCGGAGCUCCUCCGUCAACGUCACAUUUUCCGGCGGAAGAAGCGUGGCGUUCUUCGGCAUUCAGGUGGCCGCUCGCCGGCGUGUGGUGUCCGAAAUCCUCAGAGUGUUCGGGAAGCACGAGGCCGAGGUGUUAGCGGCCGCGGUUUCAAGCCGCGACGAAGGGCAGCAGCAACGGCGGUUGGAGUUGACUGUCACGGCGGUGCUCGGCGGCGAUGCAGACAAGGGCGAGAGGAUCAAGUGUACAGGCAGCCAUGCCAUAUUCAAUCAGAUGGGUAUAUAUGAACUCCAAAGAAUUGGAAGCAGAAUGGCUGGCAAAUGAUGGAUUCGCGUAUAAAGAAUGGAAACAAGAAACUGGUUGAAGAAGCGGCGGUUAGGAACAUUAAUU
Diospyros lotus (date-plum) is the source of this 578-nucleotide messenger RNA. RefSeq lists its product as uncharacterized. The record is from RefSeq and is a predicted model, not a curated record. The transcript has 2 exons. Bases 30 to 512 code for a protein of 160 amino acids. NCBI's taxonomy places the organism in Eukaryota, Viridiplantae, Streptophyta, Magnoliopsida, Ericales, Ebenaceae.